ACACAACAUGCAUCACGUGAAAGGUCUUUCCUACACCUUGUUUGUGGUUAAACAUUUUUAAGCAAUAAAUGAUUUAGUCAUCUGUAAUAUUUGCUUGUCAUAAUUAUUUGUUCUACAAUUCUACUGUUACCUUUUUUGUCUAAUGUAUAAAGUAUAUUUAAAGUACAAAUAAAAAUGUUUGAAAAAAUUCCACUGAGGGAAGCUAUUGCGAAGUUGGAUGUUCCUGCAGUUGUAGCUCUUGGCAAUCCUUUGCUGGAUGCUUUUGUAUUUCUGAAAAACAAGGAUUUACUAAAAAAACAUAAUCUUACAAUAGAUGGAGAAACUGAACUUACAGAAGAUAAAAUGCAGGAAUUAAUGGCAGACUUACAACUAGAAUCAGAACCUACAAUUAGUGCAGGAGGAUCAGCACAAAACACAAUGAGAAUUUUAGAAUGGCUUUGCGAUGAAACUUUUAAAAAGCGGUAUUGUAUUUAUUCUGGAGGACUUGGAAAUGAUUCAAAGGGAACAACAUUGAAGAACUUAGUGAGAUCAGCAGGUGUGGAUGCAAGAUAUGCAAUUCAUUCAACUUUACCUACUGGACAGUGUAUAGCACUGAUAAAUGAAUCAUCUCGUAGCCUUGUUGCAAAUAUAGGUGCUGCUGGUGUAUAUACUACAGAUGACUUGAAAAGAUGCAAUCUGUCGUUAGAUAAAAUAAAAAUAAUUUAUAUUGAAGGAUUUUUUAUAACUCACAGUUUUUCUGUAGCAAAAGAACUUGUUACACAGGCACAACGAAGGAAUAUAAUUGUAGCUUUUAACCUGAGUGGAGUAUAUAUAUUUAAUGAUCAUCAUGUAGCAAUAUGUGAAAUGGUUGGACAUGCAAACAUUGUGUUUGGAAAUUCAAGAGAAAUGGAAGCUUUGGCUCAAGCAUUAAACAUUACAUACGACGAUGUAGCUGACAUACCAUUUUUACUAAAUAGUCUUAAAAGAAUAGCAGUUAAUGUUUACAGUGAGUAUACAAAUUGGUGGUCUCGCGGUGGAGUAUUUGUUAUGACCCAAGGCGGAUCUGCACCAGCAAUUGCUGUUUAUGGGAAAGGUUAUUCAGUUCAAGUACAACCAUUUAAACCGAAAACUCCAGUUGUAGAUACAACAGGUGCUGGUGAUUCUUUAGUAGCUGGUUUUUUAGCAGGUGUUUUAGCUGGCUGGGAACCAAAAGAUUGUUUGGAAUAUGGUUGCAAAGUAGCAUCCUUUAUGGUAACAAGACUUGGAGUCAUAUUACCAACAAAUGUUCCACCAGAUUUAUUACAAUAAUGUUAAUGACUUAAUAUUUAGAUAUAGUUUGUUAUUAUCUGUUACUUAUUUGCCUCGUGUAAAAUUCUAUGAGUAAUUUUUACUCAGAGUUUUAUUAAAAAAAAGAAAAACUUAUUGUGAUAAUAGAAAUGUAUUUAUGUUUAUAUAUAGUUAUAUGAUAGUUCUAUGUCAAUGUUACAGAGAAAUUUUUAGUUUAUUUGACGUUAUAUAAAUGUUCUAUUUGUAAAAUCUAUUAGUGAUUACUGUUUUUCUGAUAUGAAUGAUGUUACGUAUUUAUCUUAUAGAAUUUAUAUAUUAGUAAAUGGACAUAAGUAACAUGGUGCUAAUGAAGUUCUGUUUUCAAAAUUUUUUAAUAAUUCAGUUAUUCAAUGAAGCUUUAAUAAAAUAGGAAAAAUAUCAAACAUAAAAUUUUGUUUGAAUAUUCUACUUUAUUAUAUGUGUAGAUCAGUUCAGUUUUAACCUUAGAAAGAUAUGGAUCUUGAUGUUAAGUUAUCUGUUAUCAAUUUUUAAAUUGAUGAAUAAAAGAUGUUAUGCAUAUAAGAUUAACACUGUUGGUAUAUAAAAAUUGUACAAAUGUAUUUUUGAAUAUAGAAUACAUAUUACUUUGGAAAUUA
Molecule: messenger RNA, 1901 nt
Organism: Osmia bicornis bicornis
Lineage: Eukaryota; Metazoa; Arthropoda; Insecta; Hymenoptera; Megachilidae
Product: adenosine kinase-like
Exons: 7
Coding region: 175-1287 (370 amino acids)
Biological process (GO): purine ribonucleoside salvage
Cellular component (GO): cytosol; nucleus
Molecular function (GO): adenosine kinase activity
Source: RefSeq, a predicted model, not a curated record